UUCAGCGACGCCCCCGCCGGCGCCGGCGCCUGCCGGGCCCUCAGGGAGGCGGGGGGGAGCCGCGGAGGAGGCGGCGCCAUCGCGAAGCCCGCGCCCCGCCCGCACGCUCACACCCCCACCUCCCGCCUGCAGUCGGGGCCCGGGCUGGGCGGCGUCUGCGGAGGCUCCGUCGGCCUGGCCCAAUCGGCCCGAGCCCGCGCUGACACCCGGGCAGCAGCGGCGCGGAAAGGUGGAGGCGGCGGGCCGGGAAGCCGUAGCCGGGACAGCGAACCGCCAUGGAGACCCGCUACAACCUCAAGAGUCCGGAAUAGCCCGAACAGUCCUAGCUUCAAGUUCUUUUCCCGUGCCGUGUAAAGAUGCAAGAAAAGUCAGCAGCUCUCUCAUAUUAAGGCAGGCUGGAAAUGAAUCACUAGGGCCUCUGUUAAGCGUUUAAUGAAAGAAGCGGCAGAAUUGAAAGAUCCAACAGAUCAUUACCAUGCACAGCCAUUAGAGGAUAACCUUUUUGAAUGGCACUUCACAGUUAGAGGACCCCCAGAUUCUGAUUUUGAUGGAGGAGUUUAUCAUGGACGAAUAGUACUGCCCCCAGAAUAUCCCAUGAAACCACCAAGCAUUAUUCUUUUAACGGCUAAUGGACGAUUUGAAGUAGGCAAGAAAAUCUGUUUGAGCAUCUCAGGACAUCAUCCUGAAACUUGGCAGCCUUCAUGGAGUAUAAGAACAGCAUUACUAGCCAUCAUUGGGUUUAUGCCAACAAAAGGAGAGGGAGCCAUAGGUUCUCUAGAUUAUACACCAGAGGAAAGAAGAGCACUUGCCAAAAAAUCACAAGAUUUCUGUUGUGAGGGAUGUGGCUGUGCCAUGAAGGAUGUCCUGUUGCCCCUAAAAUCUGGAAGUGAUUCAAGCCAAGCUGACCAAGAAGCCAAGGAACUAGCUAGACAAAUCAGUUUUAAGGCAGAAGUCAAUUCAUCUGGAAAGACUAUUGCUGACCCGGACUUAAACCACUCUUUUUCACUAAAUGAUUUACAGGAUGAUAUACCUACAACAUUCCAGGGUGCUACAGCCAGUACCUCGUAUGGAGCCCAGAACCCCUCAGCAGCAUCUCUUCAACAACCUGCUCAGCCUGUAGUUAAGAAUACCUCCAUGAGCCCUCGACAACGCCGAGCCCAGCAGCAGAGUCAAAGAAGUUCGUCUACUUCCCCAGAUGUGAUCCAAGGCCAGCAGCCAAGAGACAACCACACCGAUCAUGGCGGAUCCGCGGUUCUGAUUGUCAUCUUGACUUUGGCAUUGGCAGCUCUUAUAUUCCGACGAAUAUAUCUGGCCAAUGAGUACAUAUUUGACUUUGAGUUAUAAUAUUGUUUUGUGUCUUAAGAGCUGUGACUCAACUGCUUCAUUAAACAUUCUGCAUUGGGUAUAAUCUAAGAAUUGUUUACAAAAAGAUUAUUUUGUAUUUACCCUUCAUUCCUUUUUUGAUCCUUAUAAAUUCAGUAUAGAUAUAGCUAGACUUUCAGACUAUGUCUGCUUAGUUUAAGGGACUGGAAGUCAAAGUCCCUUGUCUCACCAUAUGAUCUGCUUUACAGAGAAAUAACUUAUUGUUGUUUCUCAUGCCUCAGCUUCUUUUUAUGUGAAUUUGUGAUACUUUUCUGUAUGACUCUUUUUGAAAUUUUUGGAUUAAAGAAGGUGUUUUAAGUUUCAGUGAGUAUUACUGGUUACUCAAUACCAUUUAUUGAGUACUCUGUUUCUACUUAUGUAGAAUGAUAUAGGGAUAAGAGUUGGAAAGGGAAAGUAGGGCUCUUCAAAUAGCUUGAUGAGAAUGUCAUUCAUAGGAGAUAUACCGGGAUGCCCAUUCUGUGACUUUGUGUCCUAAAUGUCAUUCAGUGAAAGUAACUAUUUCAGUCAAACAUUUAUGAGGAAAUGAGAUCUUUGUUAUUGGAUGUUAUUUGGAGGGAAUAAUGCUUUGUAACCACUUUGAUAUGCUGUUAUCCCCUUCUCUCCCAAAUGCACACAAGAUUUACAAAGAAAGGAAACGGUCCUCCACAGAUCUUUUUUUAAGGAAAGAAGGGUCCAAGCCAGGAAAUCACUUGGUUUCCUUCCAGAAGUCAAAUGGAAGGAUCUUCAGAUUUUAAUGUUUGCUCUGCUUUGAACUGUAUCUCUUUUGGAGGCAUUAUAUGCCUAGCUUUGUAAUCACUAUAAAUUUAAUUAUUCUAGGAAUAUGUAUAAUGUUGAAAUAUUUCAUGUACCAUUUUAAUAGAAAAGCUCAGGGCCCAAGUAAAAGUGAUAGAAAUUAGAAAAACCUUUCCUUAGAAUUGUCCACCUAAUCAGAGCCCAAGAAAUAAUUUUCAGUGCAAAAUCAGUAUAUAAGUUAAUGCAAGCUAGCUCCAUGGAUUCUGGCAGAUAAUUUUAUCAUCAUAAUGCCUGGUGAGAACAUAUAUAAUCACAGAAAAAAUUGCCUUCAGCACAUUCAGUAUGGCAUUGAGGGCCCUCUUGAGAGUAUUUGUUAAUGAAGAUUUAAUUUUUAAAUACAGGCAGUCCCCUGCUUUCAAAUAGGUUAUAUUCUAAAAGAGCAUUUGUGAGUUAUUUAUUUUGUUUUGUUUACAACUCAGUGUUGUAAAUGGUGUUCAGGUUCUAGACAAGUCCAAAAAGUCCAUAAUGUAUCUUGAAUACUUUGGGGGAUGGUGUUCAUAAAGUCCUUAAUGUAGUUUUAACUAACUGAAAUUACAGACAAGAUAGAAACAAUUUGUAAAAUGGUAUUAAAGGCAAAUUUAAUUUUACUGCUGCAAUGGGCUUUUGUUCUGUUAAUUAUCAGACACAAUUUCUAUUUUCAUCUUAUAGCCAUUUUUCCUUUAUGUCCACAUCUAAAGUGAGAACAUACUGUAUACUAUUAUAUAAUACAGAAUUGUCUUAAACUUGAAUAAAUUAGCAUUUUAAAAGUGUUUACAGAUUGUUUCUGUUAUAUCUAUAGCCAAAGUUGGUAAAGUCUUAAAAAGCUCAAGGACUUUAUGAGGACCUCCUCUGUCAGGAAGAUUAUAGGUGACAUAUUUUAUAACUUUAUUGCCAUGAGAAAGCACGUUCUGAAGUCUUUGUUUGGAACACAAAAUAUUAUAGAUACUGGUUCAGUGGUCUCCUAGCAAGAGGUCACUGACCCACCUGGGAAGACUAGAUAAUGUUACCACCGGAGAAGAAGCAAGUCUCCCUGCUCUCAGCCUAUGCUGAGAUUAAUCGUGUGCUAGGAACAAUCUUCCCUCCACUUCCUCCCAGUCAAACCUGAGCCGGCCUCUGGAUCUGUGUGAUCUUGUUACAUGUUUCCAUGGGGUGUACCAAUACUUUUAAGAUUGAUUAAGCCAAGAAGAUUUUGCACUGUGCAGGUCCUUCUCUAUCUGAUUUGCUUCUCUUCCCUACCUUGUCAACUGACAGGCCACCUUCUUGUUUGUGUUGGCAUUUUUUAAACGCCUGAUAGUACAUCUCUGAAAGUGGCAUAUUCUUUGUUCUUUCCCUUUCGGCUCACAGAUGCUACCUAAAAAUCCUUAAGUUGUCAGUCGGAUCCCCAUCAUAGAGCCGAUGAGCAAAAUCAAUCUUUGGGGCUAUUCUUACUCGAAUGCCACCUGAAGAGACUUCAGAAAACUUAUUUUUAAAGCCCCGGUUUAUCCCUUUAAUUAGAGUAUAAGGACAAAACCAGGUGUGUGAUCUGGUUAGUAAAGGCUUAGGACUCCUUCCCCUAGUCCUCAGAUUUAAGUUAAUUCAUGGCUUUUUCUUUGACCAACAAAGCAUAUGAGUACAUAUCAAGGUAGUUAAAAUAGCAUGCUCGAAAAAACAAUGUCUCUUUCACCUGUAACUGUUUUAGCCAAUGAAAGCUUUCAAAUUUUAUGUAUUGUGGGGCUUAUAUGUAGCACUUUACAUUUUCAUGCUGCUUAUUGUUUUAUUCUACUGAAAUAAAAGAAUUUCAUCAAAAUUCUCAAUGAAUUUUUUAAAAAGCCUUUAAAAUUGUUUAUCAUUUUGACUAUAGCAAUAUAUUUCCUAUUUCAGGAGAAUAAGAAAUCUUCUUGUUAUUUUUGGCUAUGAAUAAACCUGGUAUCUUGAGACCUCCCAUUUUUAUAGACCACAAUCUGUAAACAGGCAAACCUCACACAUUUGGACUUACUUGAGCAGAAUUCUAAGCUGAAGUACUGAAAAGCCUGUACUGUUGCAUUAUUUGCAAGUAAGUAUAUGAUAAGUGACUGCAUUUAGUGAACCUGACUCUUGAAGACUAAUGUGUGCAUUAACAUGGGUGCUGUUUAAGCCUUGUGGGAGGCUGUACAUUGCUCAGAAGCUGUUUGGAACACCUCUUGAACAGUUGCCUUCAGACCUAGUUUGAGCUGCUCAAUAAAACCAGUGACUUUAUUCAUA
Mustela lutreola (European mink) is the source of this 4374-nucleotide messenger RNA. It is a transcript of the gene UBE2J1, whose product is annotated as ubiquitin conjugating enzyme E2 J1. Bases 433 to 1344 code for a protein of 303 amino acids. NCBI's taxonomy places the organism in Eukaryota, Metazoa, Chordata, Mammalia, Carnivora, Mustelidae. The transcript is spliced from 9 exons. The record is from RefSeq and is a predicted model, not a curated record.